Peromyscus eremicus (cactus mouse) is the source of this 831-nucleotide messenger RNA. It is a transcript of the gene Duxb, whose product is annotated as double homeobox B. The coding region runs from base 1 to 831 and encodes 276 amino acids. The transcript has 5 exons. Gene Ontology annotation, molecular function: DNA binding. The record is from RefSeq and is a predicted model, not a curated record. Lineage: Eukaryota; Metazoa; Chordata; Mammalia; Rodentia; Cricetidae.
AUGGCCGCAUCCAGCCGCUCUCUCGGUAUACCACGAAAAGAAUCCUUGCGACAAAGAGUGAAUUACACCCAGAGCCAAAGGAAUAUCCUCCAGGAAUGGUAUGAACGCAACCCAUAUCCUGAUGCAGUCAGACCUCACCAGUUGUCCUUCACAAGAGCCCAAGAGGACUUCCUAAGUAAGGCCUUCCGGAAGAACAGGCUCCCUGACCGUGCUACCAGGACAAAAAUGGCUAUAAGACUAGGCAUCAAGGAGUCAAAAAUUGAAGACAUCAACAGACCAAAGUACAAUUUCACCACAGUUCAGUCCGGGGAACCGACAUGGUUUCAGACGCAAAGAUUUCUAAAUCCUGAGCAUAGAGAAGAGUCCUCAAAUUUAUCAGAUGGGACAAAUGAAGGACCGAAUCCAGCCGCUCAGCAGCAGAACAUCGACCUAGCCACUCCCACAGCCAAUUGUUUCCCUUCCUCUGAACCCUGCUGUAAUGACCAGACGUCCCUACCUGCCCCACUGGAAUCCCAGGGAUUGGUUCCUGGGGAUUCCUUUGGGGUCUCUGGGAGCCAAGUGUCAAGCACUAUAACCCUACAGACCACAGAAACUGUGCAGGAAGAACAGAACCUCGAUGCUCCUCUGACUUCCAUGAAUCCCUUGCCAGAAGAGCCAAGUCCAGGACAGGAUUUCUCAGGUUCCCAGGCUCCUUGUUCUCAGCCUGAUGCAGAGCAUGAGAAACAACAAUCUGAGGACCCAGAUUACACCGACAUAGCUUACAUUAUGCAAUGGUGGGACAAGGGCCGCCUGGAUCUCAUUGCAAAUUGGGACCCUCAGAAAGAGGUGUAG